Messenger RNA from Didymodactylos carnosus, 1071 nucleotides. The record is from the annotation of a GenBank genome assembly. NCBI's taxonomy places the organism in Eukaryota, Metazoa, Rotifera, Eurotatoria, Philodinida, Philodinidae.
AUGAGUUUAUGGUGUGAUAAAUAUCGUCCAAAAACAUUUGAUGAACUAGAUUAUCAGCAUGAACAAGCAGAAUUAUUAAAAAAUAUUGUAUCAAGUGGCGAUUUUCCUCAUUUUCUUAUCUAUGGUCCAUCAGGUGCUGGUAAAAAAACUCGAAUAACUUGCAUAUUAAAUGAAUUAUAUGGACCGGGUGUAAAUACUCUACGAUUAGAAAAUCAUGAAUUUCAAACGCCAGCAGGAAAAAAAAUUGAUAUCACAACAAUUGGAAGUGUCUAUCAUACACAAGUCAAUCCAAGUGAUGUUGGUAUUCAAGAUCGUCUUGUUAUUCAAGAAAUAAUCAAAUUAAUUGCACAAACAAAUCAAAUCGAUACACAACAACAACGUUCAUUCAAAGUCAUUGUUCUUGUUGAAGUUGAUAAAUUAACAAAAGAUGCUCAACAUGCUUUGCGUCGUACGAUGGAAAAGUAUGUCGCUUCAUGUCGACUUAUUCUUUGUUGUAAUUCAACAUCUCGUGUGAUACCAGCUAUUCGAUCAAGAUGUCUGUCAAUUAGAGUUGCAGCACCAACUAUCAAAGAGAUAAGUAUAAUAUUAAAAAAAGUUGCAAAUUAUGAAUCACUUAAUUUACCAAAUGAAUUAGCCAAUCGUAUUAGUGAAAAAUCAAAUAGAAAUUUACGUCGAGCACUGUUAAUGGUACAAACAUGUGCGACACAAAAAUAUCCAUUUACAAAUGAUCAAGUGAUAGCAGAACCAGAUUGGGAAGUUUAUUUACGUGAAACAGCGAGAAUGGUUGCUGAACAACAAACACCAUAUCGAAUAUUAGAAGCACGUGAACGAUUAUAUGAAUUAUUAUCACACUGUAUACCGGCAGAAGUCAUAUUUAAAGGUUUAUUAGAAGAAUUAUUGACAACAUGCGAUGGUCAAUUAAAAAUAGAAAUAACACAAAUAGCCGCUGAAUAUGAACAUCGUCUUCGUCAAGGUCAAAAAGAAAUAUUUCAUUUAGAAGCAUUUAUAGCAAAAUUUAUGAUUGUCUAUAAAACAUUUCUCGAUUCGGCCAUGGGUGAAUUAUUUGAUUAA